ACUUUCGCAAAUAAUAAACCAUUGACUCACAGGCUUGACUCUGAACGUUUCUGCAGAGCUCAUAUAACCCAUCGAUCGAACAUUAGACAUCUUUCAACGACUUGAAGACUUGUCCAGCAGUGUCCCUCCUCAUAUUUGCACUCUCAUACCAUCCUGAGUCACCAUGUCGACUUUCGGGGAAUAUUUCAGAGUCACGACCUAUGGCGAGUCUCAUUGCCGCUCCGUUGGCUGCAUUGUCGACGGCUGCCCGCCGGGCAUGGAGCUCACCGAAGCCGACAUUCAGCCUCAGAUGACUCGGAGACGACCUGGCCAGAGUGCUAUCACCACUCCUCGCAACGAAAAGGACCGCGUCGAGAUUCAGUCGGGCACCGAGUUCGGAGUCACCCUGGGCACGCCCAUUGGAAUGAUGGUUCGCAAUGAGGACCAGAGACCCAAGGAUUAUGGCAACAGCACCAUGGACCUCUACCCUCGCCCCAGCCAUGCUGACUGGACCUAUCUGGAGAAAUACGGUGUCAAGGCCAGCAGUGGAGGUGGCCGAAGCAGCGCAAGAGAAACCAUUGGCCGAGUUGCCGCUGGAGCCAUUGCCGAGAAAUACCUUCGUCUCGCUCACGGCGUUGAAAUCGUCGCAUUCGUUGGCUCCGUCGGAAACGAGCACCUCUUCCCUCCUACCCCCGAGCACCCUACCUGCUCUACGAACCCCGCCUUCCUGCGCCUCCUCGAUACCAUUGACCGCAAGACUGUCGACUCCUUCCUCCCCGUCCGGUGCCCAGACCAGGGGGCUUCUGACCGCAUGUCCGAGCUGAUCGCUAAGUACCGUGACGCCCAAGACAGCAUUGGCGGCACAGUCACCUGCGUGAUCCGCAACGUGCCCACCGGACUCGGCGAGCCCGCGUUCGACAAGAUGGAAGCCAUGCUCGCACACGCGAUGCUCAGUAUCCCCGCAACCAAGGGUUUCGAAGUCGGUUCAGGUUUCGGCGGCUGCGAAGUUGCCGGCUCAAGGCACAACGAUCCCUUUAUCGCCAGCAGCACUCCCGUUACUCCCCUGGCAUCUGGUGCCUCCACGCCUGCUCCUGGCACAUCCACUCCUCAGCAGCAGCAACGACCCCGUCUGACUACCAAGACGAACAACUCGGGCGGUAUCCAAGGCGGCAUCUCCAACGGUGCCCCGAUUUACUUCCGCGUCGCUUUCAAGCCCCCCGCCACAAUCGGCCAAGCGCAAACCACAGCCACCUACGCCUCUGAAGAAGGCAUCCUCGAAGCCAAGGGCCGUCACGACCCCUGCGUUGUCCCCCGCGCUGUGCCCAUUGUCGAAGCCAUGGCCGCUCUCGUCAUCAUGGAUUCCCUUCUCGCGCAACAAGCGAGGCAUACUGCCCGCAGCUUGCUCCCGCCCUUGAAGCAGACCCUGCCCACUCAGUAGAUAUGUAUAUGCGACCCCAGCGCAAGGCUGCUGUUAUGUCCAGAAGCUUCUGAUUGACGUGUCUAUGUUUAUUGUUUAUUGUUUGCCGUAUGUCGUAUGUUGUCAGCCAGGCAGGACCUGCGGUGUUCCUUUUAUUUUAUUUUAUUUUACCUUUUUUCUCAUUUAUCCAUUCAUUGUUUGCUUGUUUGGUUUUUCAAAGAAAAAAGUUUCCCUUGAUAUUCUUCUUUAUUCGUCUAGAUGAAGCAAGUGUACAUUGGACCGAGAUCCCAAGGAUACAUCUUGUCCCCUUGGGAUCCGGGGAUUCAAAGUACAUGGCGAGAUAUAGGAUAGUAUACAUAUGAUAAUAAACUCUUUACCUCCCU
This is a messenger RNA of Xylona heveae TC161, 1779 nucleotides long. RefSeq names its product chorismate synthase. Bases 164 to 1417 code for a protein of 417 amino acids. The transcript has 5 exons. Gene Ontology annotation, molecular function: chorismate synthase activity; FMN binding. Lineage: Eukaryota; Fungi; Ascomycota; Xylonomycetes; Xylonales; Xylonaceae. The record is from RefSeq and is a predicted model, not a curated record. Gene Ontology annotation, biological process: aromatic amino acid biosynthetic process; chorismate biosynthetic process. Gene Ontology annotation, cellular component: cytosol.